AUGGCCAACGGUCUGGUGACGCCCCCGCGGCGGCCACAUGUGAACGGCUUAUCUAUGACUGAGUAUUCCGCCAUCCCGACCCCAACACAGGAAAGGGCUGAAGGAGGCCUUAGGGCCGCCUGCAAUUCCGAUGUCCCAGAGGAUUAUAUCUUGCCGACGGGCUAUCCUGAUUAUCUGCGAUUGAUCCUCACCUCGCGCGUAUACGAUGUCAUUGAGGAGACGCCUUUACAGCAUGCCACAAACAUAAGCAAUCGGCUGGAGUGCAAGGUUCUGCUCAAACGGGAGGACUUGUUGCCCGUUUUCAGCUUCAAAUUGCGAGGUGCCUACAACAAGAUGGCGCAUCUAGGCCCCGAGCAGCGAUGGAAGGGGGUUAUUGCAUGCUCGGCAGGCAACCACGCGCAAGGCGUGGCCUAUUCCGCUCGUAAAUUGAAAAUCCCUGCCACCAUCGUGAUGCCAUCCGGCACCCCGGCAAUCAAGCACCUCAACGUUUCCCGACUCGGUGGCAGUGUUGUUUUGCAAGGAAAUGAUUUCGAUGCCGCGAAAGAGGAAGCUCAUCGCCUCGAGAAGCUGCACAAGCUGACUAACAUCCCCCCCUUUGAUGACCCUUAUGUUAUUGCGGGUCAAGGCACCGUUGGCAUGGAAAUCAUACGCCAGGCUAAGCUGCACAACCUCGAAGCAGUGUUCUGCUGUAUUGGCGGUGGUGGCCUCAUCGCCGGUGUCGGUGCCUACAUCAAGCGCAUUGCACCACACGUUAAGAUCAUUGGUGUUGAAACGUUCGAUGCAAACGCAAUGGUGCAGUCAUUGCAGAAAGGAGAGCGAGUGAUGUUGAAAGAAGUCGGCCUCUUCGCGGAUGGAGCAGCAGUCAAACUUGUUGGCGAGGAGACAUUCCGCAUAUGUCGCGAUGUUGUUGAUGAGAUUAUUCAGGUCACGACCGAUGAAAUCUGCGCCUCUAUCAAGGACGUUUUUGAAGAUACCCGCUCCAUUCUCGAGCCGGCUGGAGCUCUCGCCUUGGCUGGUCUGAAAAAAUAUGUGGCAGCCAACCCCGAUCCCAACCCACAGAGGGAGCUCGUGGCCGUGACUUCAGGCGCUAAUAUGGAUUUCGACCGUCUUCGAUUUGUUGCUGAGAGGGCUGCACUAGGGGAGAAGAAGGAGGUGUUAAUGAGCGUCACAAUCCCUGAACGACCGGGGGCCUAUGCUAAACUCAUAGACAUUGUUGCACCUCACCCGAUAACCGCUUUCAACUACCGAUUUACCCGCGAAGACUAUGCUAAUGUCCUCAUGGGAAUAUCCAUGUCUGCAUCUUCCAGGGUCGAAGAGCUCCAAAAGAUCUUUUCCGAGCUGGAAAAGGCCGGCAUGAAAGCUGAAGAUCUCAGUGAAGAUGAGCUUGCCAAGUCACAUAUCCGCUUCCUCGUUGGAGGACCGAGUGGCGUCCGAGACGAACGCCUUUUCAUGUUCCAAUUCCCAGAGAGACCCGGUGCAUUGCAGAAAUUCCUCAGCCAUCUUCGUCCCACAGAUAAUGUCACGUUAUUCCACUACCGUAACCAUGGCGGAGAUGUUGGCAGGGUUUUGGCAGGCAUUCAAUGCGCAACUUCGGAGAAUGAUGAACUCACCCGCUUUCUGAACGAGCUUGGGUAUCCGUAUGAAGAGUGCACCAACUCGCCGACAUACAAGAUGUUUCUCCGACGGGAAUCCUCUACAAUAGAUCUAGAUAACUAG
Messenger RNA from Talaromyces atroroseus, 1716 nucleotides. Its product is annotated as Threonine dehydratase, mitochondrial. The transcript has 4 exons. NCBI's taxonomy places the organism in Eukaryota, Fungi, Ascomycota, Eurotiomycetes, Eurotiales, Trichocomaceae. Gene Ontology annotation, molecular function: pyridoxal phosphate binding; threonine deaminase activity. The record is from RefSeq and is a predicted model, not a curated record. Gene Ontology annotation, biological process: L-threonine catabolic process. The coding region runs from base 1 to 1716 and encodes 571 amino acids.